Molecule: messenger RNA, 1061 nt
Organism: Phacochoerus africanus (Common warthog)
Lineage: Eukaryota; Metazoa; Chordata; Mammalia; Artiodactyla; Suidae
Product: apolipoprotein R
Exons: 4
Coding region: 210-818 (202 amino acids)
Source: RefSeq, a predicted model, not a curated record
CCUAAGACCUGGAACUUCAUUGGAUUGUCCCCCUCAGGUCCUGUCCAGUACCUGAUUGACUCCAUUCUGCUUCUUCCCUUGGGUGACUCAUAGCUGUGGCCUUGCCAGACUGAGUUCCUUGGGUCAGGCGUCAAUUUACCACUGACUUAGAGUUUCCACUUCAGACUGAUUCAAGGCGUCUGAGGACACUGAAUCUGAGACUCUGCACCAUGCCUCCCAAUUUACAGAGAAUUUUCCCAGCACUGUGCCUCCUUGGGGUCCUGUUUCUCCUGCACUGCACACCUGUCCUGUGUGGUUGCGAUAAUCCUCCUGUGGUUGCCCACGGACAUCAUACACAAGUUAUUUCGCUACUUGGAAUAAAAAAAGAUGAGGUUGUAUAUAAAUGUGAUGAAGGAUACACUCUGGUUGGAGAGGACAGACUCUUCUGUCGUUAUUCACGCUGGUCACCUGCAGCCCCUCAAUGUAAAGCUUUGUGUCCGAAACCACAGAUAGAUCGUGGAAAGUUAUCUGUGGAUCAGGAUGAAUAUACUGAGUCUGAAAACAUCAUUGUCCAGUGUGACUCUGGCUAUGGUUUGGUUGGUCCCCAAAUUAUCACUUGCACAGAAGACAGAACCUGGCACCCACGGGUGCCCAAGUGUGAAUGGGAGUACCCCGAAGACUGUGAGCAAGUGCAUGAAGGCAAAAAACUCAUGCAGUGUCUCCCAAACCCGGAGGAGAUAAAAUUGGCCCUGGACCUGUAUAAGCUGUCCCUGGAGACUAAACUACUGGAGCUUCAGAUAGAUAAGGAAAAGAAAGCCAAAGCGAAGUACUCAAUAUAGUUUUUCCAAAGAGGCGGAGGAAAAACAUGCCUUGCAGCUCUCAAUCCAAUGUAGAUCACUUAAGUUUACCACUUCUUCCACCUUUUUUAUACCAUCAUUUGCAGCAAUAAUUAUCUAGAAAGGAUAACUUGUUAAUCAUUAGUGCUUAGAGAUUGUAGAAUUAUUGACCAUAUUCUGAUUCAAUUUUUGCUUUUCUGGACACAGAGUAUACAAUUUUUUCAAUUAAAAAUUUUAUAUCCAAAA